Messenger RNA from Erinaceus europaeus (western European hedgehog), 814 nucleotides. RefSeq names its product CXXC motif containing zinc binding protein (gene CZIB). NCBI's taxonomy places the organism in Eukaryota, Metazoa, Chordata, Mammalia, Eulipotyphla, Erinaceidae. The transcript has 8 exons. Bases 126 to 608 code for a protein of 160 amino acids. Gene Ontology annotation, molecular function: zinc ion binding. The record is from RefSeq and is a predicted model, not a curated record.
AACCGGAGGCCCCGCCCUUCCGGAGCACGCCCGGCCCACGUUGAUGACGUGAUACAGGCUGCGCCCGUGCGUACGGCUAGCUGGAAAGUAGGCUCGCAACCUGAGCAGAGCUCAGCCGCAUCUCUAUGGGGAAAAUCGCGCUGCAGCUCAAGGCCACGCUAGAGAAUGUCACCAACCUCCGGCCAGUGGGCGAGGACUUCCGGUGGUACCUGAAGAUGAAAUGUGGCAACUGUGGUGAGGUCUCAGAGAAGUGGCAAUAUAUCCGGAUGAUGGACAAUGUGCCACUGAAGGGAGGUCGUGGCAGCGCCUCCAUGGUUCAGAAGUGCAAGCUUUGUGCGAGGGAAAACUCCAUCGACAUACUGAGCAGUACCAUCACAUCUUACAAUGCUGAAGACAAUGAGAAGUUCAAGACAAUAGUAGAGUUUGAGUGCCGGGGCCUUGAACCAGUUGAUUUCCAGCCACAGGCCGGGUUUGCUGCUGAGGGUGUGGAGUCAGGCACAGUCUUCAGUGACAUUAAUCUGCAGGAAAAGGACUGGACUGACUAUGACGAAAAGGCUCAAGAGUCUGUGGGAAUCUAUGAGGUCACCCACCAAUUUGUGAAGUGCUGAGCCCUCUUCCUGCACAUUUGCCUCUAAGAACUGAGAAGGGACAGAGUGCCCCAAGGAGCAGAGCCCACUCAUGAGGCUGGACCCCUCAUCCUGCAUCCUGGGGCACUUGAGCCCUUACCCUGCAUACCAUGCUGUCUGUCACAUGCAGUCCCAGUGUGUGUAAGCCCCAGUCCCGGGUCCCCACAAUAAAGCCUAUUUGUGCUGCA